Molecule: messenger RNA, 1557 nt
Organism: Xenopus tropicalis (tropical clawed frog)
Lineage: Eukaryota; Metazoa; Chordata; Amphibia; Anura; Pipidae
Gene: rrad
Product: Ras-related associated with diabetes
Cellular component (GO): plasma membrane
Molecular function (GO): calcium channel regulator activity; GTPase activity; GTP binding
Source: RefSeq, marked provisional
AGAAACAGAAGGGAAUUACUCCUCACUGAGAGAUAGCCAAAGCCUCUAAACUAAGCCCAAGGGACAGCUUGCAGGGAAUAUUCCCUUGUUUUACUCAGAGGAUCUUUCAGCAGCUCGGCACUUCUACCAAAAAUGACCCUCAACCGAAGUGACCGGUUUAAGAGCCUGGAAAAGAGGAGAGGCAGCAUGCCAUUCUCUAUGCAUCAGCAGCUGCACAGGAGAAGCAUGCCCGUGGAUGAUAAGGAACUGCAUGGCAAAACCCCGGCAUCUCAGCUAUCUAGCUUGGUCCGCUGCCCCUCGUACAACCCUUCAGAUGAACAUAGAGAAAGCUGGGCAUCAGAUUCCUCUGACUCUGUCAUCUCCUCUGGCAGUGACUCUGAGGAUCACGUGUACAAAGUCAUCCUGCUUGGGGAACAUGGAGUGGGAAAGUCUAGCCUGGCCAGGAUAUUUGGGGGUGUGGAGGAUUUACAUGAUGUAGAAGAAGCAGGAAAUACAUAUGACAGAUCUAUUGUGGUGGAUGGGGAAGAAGCCUGUCUUUUAGUCUUUGACAUUUGGGAACAGGAUGACAAUCACUGGCUGCAUAACCAGUGCAUGAAGAUGGGAGAUGCUUAUGUUAUUGUUUAUUCCGUUACGGACAAAGCAAGUUUUGAAAAGGCUUCUGAGCUCAGAAUACAGUUACGAAGAGCAAGACAAUCAGAGGAUAUUCCUAUAAUUCUAGUUGGCAACAAAAGUGACUUGGUCAGAUCACGAGAAGUAUCAGUAGAAGAGGGACGUGCUUGUGCUGUUGUGUUUGACUGCAAAUUCAUAGAGACAUCAGCCUCUCUUCACCACAAUGUCAAAGAUCUCUUUGAAGGAAUAGUGCGCCAGAUAAGACUCCGCAAAGAUAGCAAAGAGGACAACGCCAGACGAAUGGCUAGCAGCAAAAGGAGAGAAAGCAUUGGGAAAAAAGCCAAGCGAUUCCUUGGGAAAAUUGUAGCCAAGAAUAACAAAAAGAUGGCAUUCAAGCAGAAGUCAAAAUCGUGCCAUGAUUUAUCCGUGCUCUGAAAACAUUUAAAGGGGCCAUGUGCAGCCCUACAGAACUGAAAUAUAUCAGGACUUCUGAAAUGGAGAUCUACAUGGAAAUAGAUACCGAUCUAUAACUUGCAUAUUUUCAUUUCUAUUUAAUGCCUUAAUUAUCAGGGCUUGGAAGCUGAAUAAGGACUUUGGCUCUGGGAUGGACUAAAAUUUUUGACGGUGUGUAGUAAAUGAAAAGCUUUGUGGAAGUGACUGCUUGCUGUCCACAUAUAGCCUCCGGAAAUUGGUUCAGACUGACAAAAAAAGAUUUUCAUCUACUUCUGUAUUAAAACUUGAAAAUAUGUGCGCAGGCUCGUACAUGCAUCCUAAUUUUCUUAAAGUCCAUGUAUUGGAAAUCACAUGCACAUAAAGACUUCUGUAUUGAAUUAUUCUGUAGGCUACUAACAUUUUUUUUGAAUUGUAAUUGCACUUCCAUUACUUGUUAUCAAAGAUGGAUUUACAAUUUGUUUACAUAAAGAUUUUAUAAUAAACUAUUUACUAUUA